Molecule: messenger RNA, 543 nt
Organism: Rotaria sordida
Lineage: Eukaryota; Metazoa; Rotifera; Eurotatoria; Philodinida; Philodinidae
Source: the annotation of a GenBank genome assembly
AUGCGUGUCGCAUUUGCAGUUUUUCUUCUUUGUAUUGUUUACGUUGCUAGUUAUCCAUCAUUUCGUGAAGCAGCAACUAAUAAUGAUGAAAGUGACGAUGAUCUUGAAUUAGAACUUCGCUCAAUUUUAAAACAUCUUAGUGAUGAAAAUAAUAAUGAAGAACAAAUUGUGCGAUCUGUUGAAACAGAUGAAAGUAAUGAAGAACGUGAACUUGAUGAUGAUUUAUUUAGCAAACGACAAGGUGGUCAUAGUAUAGUUGAUAAAACAAGUAAAUGUGAAAUCCAAUGUAUUCAUUCACAACGACAUCCAAAGAUUGGUAGAGGCAAAUCAGUUAAAGAUGCAGCUAAAGCUUGUAGACGAUUAUGUCCCAAUCCAAACAAAAAAGGUCCUGGAAAUAAAAAAGUUGUACAAAGAACAGGCAAAGGUAAAUAUAUAGGUUUACGUCAAUUUGAUGAUGAUGAUAGCAGUGAAGAACAACAAAAUCAACGUCGUGAAUUCUAUGACUAUCUUAUGGAACAAUUUCAACAAAAUAAUAAUGAAUAA